AUGCACCGCGGUUACGCGGUGAUCUCUCAGGAUAGCCACCUUAUGAUGAAUUUCAGCUUGAAAGUAGCGAAUUCUAUCUUGCAAAAUAGUCUUGCUGCUACUAAGGAUGAUGAUCAUAAGAAUAAGAAUGUGGUAUGUUCGCCGAUUUCGAUCGACAACGUGGUGAAUAUUCUUGUACUUGGUACAAAGGGUCCUACGCUAAAACAGUUGCUUGAGCUUGUUGGAUGCAACACCGUCGAUGAAGUUAAUGCGACGGCGGCUGUAUUAGCCGGUGUUCUUAAAGAAGCUAACGGGGAUGAUGCGCCUGAAGUAUGUUUUACUAAUACUUUGUGGGUUGAUCAGCAUUUUCCUCUCAAUGCGUCGUUUAGAGAGGUUUUAAGGAAUGAACACAAAACUGAAGCUUGGGCCGUUGAUUUUAAGAACCAGGAGGAGGUACAACAAGUGAUAAACGAAGUAAACUUAUGGGCAGAAGCAGAAUCAAAAGGUUUAAUCAAACAAAUAGUAUCAAAAAAUGCUGUAACUAACGAAACCAUGAUGCUACUGAUAAAUGCAUUAUACUUCAAAGGAACUUGGGUUGAUAGAUUCAAGCCAGAAAACACAAAAGAUGGAGACUUUUACUUGCUCAAUGGAACCAAAGUUGAAACUCUCUUCAUGAACAACAAUUAUAAAAGUUUUGAUUAUGGAACUUUUGAAGGAUGUCAAGUAUUAAGGAUGCUAUACAACGAAGAAAUAGUUCCUAAAGGUGAAAAACCAAGGAGUUUCUCCAUGUAUAUCUUCCUUCCGGAAGCGAAAAACGGGUUAAUAGAUCUCUUAGAGUACCUGAACACGAACACAAACACGAACACGAACAUAUUCAAGGACAAAAUUAAGCUCAAGUGUGAGAAUAUUGACAAACUUUCGAUUCCGAAAUUCGAUCUCGAAUGCAACCUUAAACUCUCGGAGACUAUGAAAGGAUUAGGAAUGACAUUGCCAUUUGAUGAGUACAGUAUGGAUCUUACGGGAUUCAUUGACUUUCCGCUUGAAGGACAAGGGCUAUAUGUUACAGACAUUGUGCAAAAAUGUCGUGUUGAAAUAGAUGAAGAAGGAACUAAAGCCGUGGCUUUUACUGAAGUUCAUGGUUUGGCUACUAGGGCUCCACGGCUUCCUCUGCCGCCGCCGCCGCCUCCGAUUAACUUCGUGGCGGAUCAUCCUUUUAUGUUCAUGAUUAGGGAGGAUUUUUCAGGUGCUAUACUUUUUGUUGGCACAGUGGUUAACCCUAUUAAGAGCUCAAUAUUGGAAGCAACUUAA
Beta vulgaris subsp. vulgaris (sugar beet) is the source of this 1287-nucleotide messenger RNA. Its product is annotated as serpin-Z2B-like. The transcript has 2 exons. The record is from RefSeq and is a predicted model, not a curated record. Gene Ontology annotation, molecular function: serine-type endopeptidase inhibitor activity. The coding region runs from base 1 to 1287 and encodes 428 amino acids. Lineage: Eukaryota; Viridiplantae; Streptophyta; Magnoliopsida; Caryophyllales; Amaranthaceae.